This is a messenger RNA of Tribolium castaneum (red flour beetle), 1437 nucleotides long. Its product is annotated as synaptic vesicle membrane protein VAT-1 homolog. Gene Ontology annotation, molecular function: oxidoreductase activity. The coding region runs from base 327 to 1364 and encodes 345 amino acids. The transcript has 4 exons. The record is from RefSeq and is a predicted model, not a curated record. NCBI's taxonomy places the organism in Eukaryota, Metazoa, Arthropoda, Insecta, Coleoptera, Tenebrionidae.
UGCAAUUAAAAACGCAGUUAUUUAUCAAAAUUUUGACAACAAUUAGGUACCCAAAAAACACCGAAUUGGGUUGAAAAAAGGGCCCAAAAUCAUUUCUGCCCCAUCCUAUAAAACUGACACGGUCCGUCCCUGCUUUUUCAUAAAUACCUAUUUGAAUAACCGGAGUAAAACCGCGGUAAUCACAUCUGUGACAUUAACACGACACUGCUGAUAAGCAAGAAAAAUCAUAUCAACAGUUUUUUACAAUUAUUUACCUCGAACGCCCUUGACCUUGUCUUUUGUUACCAAGGCCAAGCAAACACUACUUGUUGAGCCCUACCCAUAAAAUGGAAACGAGCAGAGCCAUCGUGGUGAAAAAAUUCGGCAGUUACGACGUCCUUAGCGUGGAACACUUUGCCUUGCCUCCUUUGGAGGGCAAUGUCGAAGUGAAAGUGGAAUAUGGGGGCGUAAACUUUGCCGAUUUGUACACCCGGCAAGGUUUGAUGCACAACAAAAAACUGCCGUUUGUUUUGGGGAUGGAAUGUGUGGGCACAAUUGUGAAAAUCGGGGCCGAAAACACACAACUCAAAGUGGGCCAACAUGUCAUCUGUUAUGAUUAUCACUGUGGGAUGUACCGGGACGUAGUCAGGGUAACCCCCGACAAAUGCUACCCUCUACCCGACCACGUGACUUGGGAGGAGGGUGCUGCGAUUUUCGUCAAUUACUUAACCGCCUACUUUUCCAUUAUCGAGCUCGGGAAUUUGCGGCAAAAUGAGACAGUUUUGAUACUCUCAUGCGGGGGGGGUGUGGGGUGGGCGGGCACCCAGCUGGCCAAAACCGUCCCCGGGGUCACAGUGGUGGGCACCACAGCCCCCUUCAAGCACCCCGAAGUCAAAGCCAACGGCGUCGAUAUCACCCUAACUUUGGACGAGAAUUUCCAAAAGGAAAUAACAAAAGAGUGUCCCCAAGGCUUUGAUUUAAUUCUGUCUAAUUACGCCGGCCCGCUUUAUGGCUUCUUGAAAACCCUUUUGAAGCCUUUAGGACGCAUUGUUUUAAUUGGGGCGAAUAAUUUGAUUCAGAAUGAGCAAAAAUUGUCGAUUUUUACGCUGUUGAAGGGGUGGUUGACUACGAAAAACGUUGAUUUGGAGGAGUUAAUUACGCGAAAUAGGGUCGCUGCGGGGCUUCAUUUGGGGACGCUGAUUGAGAAGGACCCAGGAAGGGUAAGAGACGCCUUGGGGGUGAUUUUCAAAAUGAUGGAAGAGAAGAAACUAAAAGUGAAGAUUGAUUCGGUGCAUCCCAUGGAGAAGAUUGUUGAUGCCACGAAGUUGCUGGCCGAGAGGAAAAACGUCGGGAAAGUUUUAAUUUCCAUGAAGCAGGACGGCUAAUUAAUUUUUUGUCAAGUGCCAUUCAUAAAUUAUUGUAACUGUACUGAUAUUAAUUAAUAAAGUUUGACAUACA